Molecule: messenger RNA, 2917 nt
Organism: Colius striatus (speckled mousebird)
Lineage: Eukaryota; Metazoa; Chordata; Aves; Coliiformes; Coliidae
Gene: SLITRK2
Product: SLIT and NTRK like family member 2
Exons: 2
Coding region: 117-2690 (857 amino acids)
Biological process (GO): regulation of presynapse assembly; axonogenesis; positive regulation of synapse assembly
Cellular component (GO): membrane; glutamatergic synapse
Molecular function (GO): protein binding
Source: RefSeq, a predicted model, not a curated record
GCUCCCGGGGCGCGGCGGCGGCACUCGGCAGCGGCCCCGGGCCCUGCUGCCCCCUCGGGCGCCCCGAGAGCAGGUUUGACUGUAGGUACUGAAGCGGAGAUCGACGGCGCAUAAAGAUGCUGAAGGGUGUUUGGUUGCUCAGUUUGUUAACAGUGGCUGGGAUCUCGCAGACAGAGAGCCGCAAACCUGCCAAAGACAUUUGCAGUAAGAGCCGCUGCCCUUGUGAGGAGAAGGAGAAUGUGCUGAACAUUAAUUGUGAAAACAAAGGAUUUACAACCGUGAGCCUCCUCCUGCCACCACCAUCCAAGAUCUACCAGCUGUUUCUCAACGGGAACGCGCUGACCCGCCUGUUCCCCAAUGAGUUCGUCAACUAUUCCAAUGCUGUGACCCUCCACUUGGGCAACAACGACAUGCAGGAGAUCCGCACAGGGGCCUUCAGCGGCCUCCGUACCCUCAAGAGGCUGCACCUCAAUAACAACAAGCUGGAAGUGUUGAAGGAGGACACAUUCCUGGGUUUGGAGAGUCUGGAAUACCUGCAGGCUGAUUACAACUACAUCAGUGCCAUUGAGGCGGGGGCCUUCAGCAAGCUAAACAAGCUCAAGGUGCUGAUUCUUAAUGACAACCUCCUGCUGUCCCUGCCUAGCAACGUCUUCCGCUUCGUGCUCCUCACUCACCUGGACCUGCGGGGGAACCGGCUGAAGAUGAUGCCUUUUGCUGGUGUACUGGAGCAUAUUGGAGGCAUCAUGGAAAUCCAGCUGGAGGAAAACCCUUGGAACUGCACCUGCGACUUGCUGCCGCUCAAGGCCUGGCUAGACACCAUCACCGUGUUUGUGGGUGAGAUAGUCUGCGAAACCCCCUUCAGGCUUCAUGGGAAAGAUGUGACCCAGCUCACCAGGCAAGAUCUCUGCCCUAGGAAAAGCUCCAGUGAUUCAAACCAGAGGGAAAAACACCCUGUUCUCUCAGACCCACACGUCUCGAGGUUAUCGCCCACAGCCAACUCUGCCAUCAAUCCCACCAGAGCCCCAAAAGCCAGCCGGCCACCCAAAACUAGGAACCGCCCCACACCCCGUGUCACUGUGUCAAAAGACAGACAAAUAUUCGGACCUAUCAUGGUUUACCAGACAAAGUCUCCUGUGCCCAUCACCUGCCCAGCUGGCUGCAUCUGUACUUCGCAGAGCUCAGACAAUGGCUUAAACGUGAACUGCCAAGAGAAAAAGAUAAGUAACAUCUCUGAUCUCCACCCUAAGCCGACCAGUCCAAAGAAACUUUACCUUACCAGUAACUAUCUGCAAGUCAUUUACAGAACCGAUCUCACAGAAUACAGCUCUCUGGAUUUGUUACAUCUAGGAAAUAACAGAAUUGCAGUGAUACAAGAAGGUGCCUUUACAAACCUCACAAGUUUACGUAGACUUUAUCUUAAUGGCAACUACCUUGAGAUUCUGUACCCAUCUAUGUUCAAGGGGCUGCACAGCCUGCAAUAUCUCUACCUAGAGUACAAUGUCAUUAAGGAGAUCUUGCCACGCACCUUUGAUGCUCUGAGUAACCUUCAUCUGUUAUUCCUCAAUAACAACCUCCUCAGAUCCUUGCCUGACAAUGUCUUCAGUGGCACUUCUCUCACCAGACUCAACCUUAGAAACAAUCAUUUCUCACACCUGCCUGUGCGAGGAGUCUUGGACCAGCUCUCGGCUCUAAUUCAGAUAGACCUUCAGGAGAACCCUUGGGACUGCACGUGUGACAUCCUGGGGCUGAGGAACUGGAUCGAGAAAGUCACUGACCAGAACAACCAGCAGUCAAAUCCCCCGGUAGUUAUCAAUGAAGUCAUAUGUGAGUCUCCCACCAAGCACUCUGGAGAGCAUCUGAAAUUCCUGAGCAAAGAAGCCAUCUGCCCAGAGAACCCCAACUUAUCGGAUUCUUCUCUCCCCUCCGUGAACCAGAACACAGAUACACCCCAUCUCCUUGGUGUCUCUCCCAGCUCCUACCCAGAAAUACACACCGAAGUUCCGCUGUCUGUCUUAAUUUUAGGCUUGCUGGUUGUGUUUAUUUUGUCAGUCUGCUUUGGGGCAGGCCUGUUUGUCUUUGUCCUUAAGCGCCGGAAGGGGGUGCAAAGCAUGCCUAGCAGCGCAAACAACUUAGAUAUAAGCUCAUUUCAGCUCCAGUAUGGGUCUUACAACACUGAAAGCCACGAUAAAACUGAAGGACAUGUUUAUAACUACAUUCCUCCUCCUGUUGGACAGAUGUGCCAAAACCCGAUCUACAUGCAAAAGGAAGGGGAUCCAGUUGCCUAUUACAGGAAUCUCCAUGAGUUUAGCUAUAGCAGUCUUGACCACAAAAAGGAAGACCCCACCAGUCUUGCAUUUACAAUCAGUGCAGCUGACUUGCUGGAAAAGCAAUCCUCACCAAGAGAGCCAGAGCUUCUGUAUCAAAAUAUUGCAGAAAGGGUCAAGGAACUCCCCGCUGGAGGAUUAGUUCAUUAUAACUUUUGCACCUUACCCAAAAGGCAGUUUGCCCCUUCAUAUGAAUCAAGACGCCAAAACCAGGACAGGAUAAAUAAAACUGUUUUAUAUGGAACUCCCAGGAAAUAUUUUGCAGAACAGUCUAAACCCGAGCAUCCUUUACUCCAAGGAAAGCUACAAACAGAACCAGACUACCUCGAAGUUCUGGAAAAACAAACUGCAAUCAGUCAGCUGUGAGGGGGGAGGUGGGAGGCAAAGGAAACGUUUUCAAUGAGCUCAGAGUCACAUUUGACGGAGGCUGAACUCAGUGCUGAUGUCAUCUGUCACGUUCCCAACAUUCCCACUUUUUAAAUCAAGAGAGGGAGCGAGAGAGAAAUGGAACCCUUACGGCAUAGCAGGGAUCUGGUGUUGCUUUUGCAACUUUCCCUUUAAGUUAUUUCUGUCUCUCUCUCCAUUUGACCCUU